AUGGAUCAGGUCAAUGAUGGUAAUCAUGGACUGAGAAUUACAACUUGGAAUGUUAAUGGUAUCAGGAAUCCUUUUAGUUAUCAACCAUGGCGAGAGAAGAGAACCUUUUCUGCAAUGUUCGAUAUCCUCGAAACUGAUAUUCUAGUGAUGCAAGAAACCAAGAUUCAGCGGAAAGAUCUCAGGGAUGAUAUGGUUUUAGUACCAGGCUGGGACGUCUACUUCAGUCUUCCAAAGUACAAGAAAGGAUAUUCCGGAGUUGCUAUCUAUACAAGAAACUCAGUGUGCGCUCCAAUACGUGCCGAGGAGGGUAUUACCGGAGUUCUAACUCCUCCAAACUCCACAACCAGCUUCCGUGACCUCCCAAAGGAUCAGCAGAUCGGAGGAUAUCCCACAGGCGCUCAACUCCAGGACUACUUCCUCGAUGCUGCAACUCUGGAUUCGGAGGGAAGAUGUGUUAUCCUAGAAUUCCCUGCCUUUAUUCUUAUUGGUGUAUAUUGUCCUGCAAACCGUGACGAAGCUCGUGACGAGUUCCGUAUUGGCUUCUUGAAUGCUCUCGACACGCGAGUACGCAAUCUCGUAGCACUAGGAAAGAGCGUUUUCCUGACUGGAGACCUUAACAUUAUAAGAGAGGAAAUCGAUACAGCCAAUGCAGAGGAUAAAUUGAAGAAAGAAGGGUUUACAGUGGAAGAAUACAUAUCGACACCUGCCCGCCGACUAUUCAAUCAUUUGCUAAUCGGAGGAAAGGUGAUUGGGGACAGAGAUGAAGGAAAAGAGCCACAAGUCAUGUGGGAUAUAUGCCGCGGCUUUCAUCCUACACGGAAGGGAAUGUUCACCUGCUGGGAUCAAAAAAAGAACGCCAGACCUGGAAACUUUGGCUCAAGGAUUGAUUACGUUCUAUGUAGCGAGGAUAGGAAAAAUUGGUUUCAAGAUUCAAACAUUCAGGAGGGGCUCAUGGGCUCGGACCACUGUCCCGUUUUCGCUACCUUGAAGCCUAGAGUCGAAUUAGAUGGUGUCGAGAUCGAUAUCCGCGAUGUCAUGAGUAAGGAUAUGUUUAAGAAUGGGGUGAGAGUGCGGGAGUGGUCGAUGAAGGAUCUACUGCCAACCUCUGCCAAACUAAUUCCAGAAUUUGAUCGACGCCAGAGUAUUCGUGACAUGUUCACCAGAAAGCCUACCAGCUCGAUGACUGCUGCUCUGCCCUCCAAUUGGUCCAAUGCUGGAAAUGGAGUAGAGUCAGCACAAACAGAUGGCCCAUUCAGCAUAUCCAAUCACGUCGACCCACUCGGAGCAUCCCCUACUAAAAUAACUUCUCCGACAAAGUCCUUAAUCUCAUCAUCCUCGCCUACACCAGUCAAGAGGUCCACUGAUGCAUUGCAACUAGUGUCACAACCAUCAAAGCGCAGUAAGGUCGAAGCCAAAUCAAACAAAGGGCCUUCUAAUGGAAGGGAGAAUAAGAGGCAAUUGGGAAAAGGCCAAAGUAGUUUGAUGGGGUUCUUCAAAUCUAAGACGCCGCAGGUAGCACAGACAGCACAUCAAGCAGAUUCUCCUUCCUUAUCUACAAGUGAUUCUUCAACAGCAACACCUGCAGAAUCGGUGAGUCAAGAGUGUCUUGCUGGCUGCAGUACAGAAAACGACUCGCCCCUCAGGGCUGAGAGAAACACAAAUAAAGACGAGGAAAUCGAGAAGUCAUGUGAUUUACGACAGGACAAAGAAGUACACGACCCCAUAGUAGCGAAAGAAUCUUGGUCCAAGCUAUUGACUAAACGCAUUCCACCCAAAUGCGAACACAACGAGCCAUGUAUCAGCCAUAUAACGAAGAAGCAAGGCAUCAACCGUGGUAGAUCUUUCUAUAUGUGUCCUCGACCUCUGGGACCAUCAGGUCAGCAAGAAAAGAACACAGAGUGGCGCUGUAAUACAUUUAUUUGGAGUAGUGAGUGGACUGGGAAGGAAACUUGA
Molecule: messenger RNA, 1953 nt
Organism: Botrytis byssoidea
Lineage: Eukaryota; Fungi; Ascomycota; Leotiomycetes; Helotiales; Sclerotiniaceae
Exons: 5
Coding region: 1-1953 (650 amino acids)
Biological process (GO): base-excision repair
Cellular component (GO): nucleus
Molecular function (GO): double-stranded DNA 3'-5' DNA exonuclease activity; phosphoric diester hydrolase activity; DNA-(apurinic or apyrimidinic site) endonuclease activity
Source: RefSeq, a predicted model, not a curated record